Molecule: messenger RNA, 591 nt
Organism: Spirodela intermedia
Lineage: Eukaryota; Viridiplantae; Streptophyta; Magnoliopsida; Alismatales; Araceae
Source: the annotation of a GenBank genome assembly
AUGGGAGAAGAGUGUGGGCAUCUGGAGCCGUGGCUGUUCCGGCCGGCUCUGGGGGAGGGCUGCCGUUUUGCCGAGGCCUUCACGCGGGAGACGGAGACCCUCACGAGAGCCCUCCAGAUGUCCUUCUACGGCGAGACCGGCGGCGGCGCCCUCCUCCCCCCCGCCGACAGCUCCUCUCACGGCGGCGGGUUCGCCUCCGUCGCCGUCGCGGCAGCGGAGAUCCUGCGCCGCCCCGCGGGGAAGAUAUCGAAGCGCAAGCCCCGCCCGUCGAGGCGGUCAACUACGACGUUCCUCACUGCUGACCCCGUCAACUUCCGGGAGGUGGUGCAGCAGGUGACCGGGGCCCACCAGUCCGGUGGGCGCAGGCCGGUGGCGAGGCUGGCGGCGCCGCCGGAGGGGCUCCCGCCGACGCUGGACACGUCGGCACUCUGGCUGGAGGCUUCUUCGGCGGCGAGUCCAUCCGUGUCGUGGGGCUCGCUCGGCUCGGGACUCGGAGCCGCGGUUGACUCGCCGUUGUCGUUACCCUUCGCCGAGGCAGACUCGUGGUGGUUCGAUCCGAAUCCUGUGUCGGAUCUUUCGCCGCGUUUCUAG